Messenger RNA from Diplodia corticola, 3741 nucleotides. RefSeq names its product swi snf family dna-dependent atpase. Gene Ontology annotation, molecular function: ATP binding; ATP-dependent chromatin remodeler activity. Gene Ontology annotation, cellular component: cytoplasm. The record is from RefSeq and is a predicted model, not a curated record. The transcript is spliced from 2 exons. NCBI's taxonomy places the organism in Eukaryota, Fungi, Ascomycota, Dothideomycetes, Botryosphaeriales, Botryosphaeriaceae. Bases 1 to 3741 code for a protein of 1246 amino acids.
AUGAUUCUGAGCAGCCUGGGCCCCGGCGCUUCGGCGCAAGAGAUCCAGGACGAUAUAACCUUCAUGCAGAUCCUCAUCGACACGCUCGACCCUCACUCGGAAAGCUUCGAGCAAGACAGGGCCGACAGAGAGCAAACCAUCACGUAUCUGCAGGCACUCCUCGGGGCCCCUCAAGGAAGCACAGCUGGCCCUUCAUCUGCAAACGACAGCUACCAGUCUGUCCAGACUGCGCCCUUCCAGUCUCAUGGCGCCUACCAACACCCUGGCGAAUCUUCCAACUUCUUCACUUCAAGCGCCCGCAAGCGCCCGAGGGCUUUUGACGAUGCCUUGGCUGCCGAUCAUGCGAACAAGUCGAGUCGAACCACACCUAGUCCUGCUGCCACCACCCCGGGUACCUCCAGCUCGAACGACUCAUAUCCGGAGCUUUACGAGGCCUGGCCCUCGCAGGCUCAGUCUCAAGCUGGUGGGGUGAGGUACGCACACAGCUCACUCAACCAAAUGCUGGAACCGCCGAGACAAAGUGAGGUUCAACAGGAUCUGGGGUCACAGCAGGCUUCCUACGGCGCUGGGAACCUCUAUGCGUGGGACUGGCCCGCGCAGGACCAGAUGCAGUCCCAGCCACCUCAACAAUCGGCGUCGGCCAAUUUUCACCAGACUCUACCUACCCUCCAAAGCAGCACGCCUUCUGCAUCUUCGAACAGCCCAUUUCAAGUGCCUUUGCGCGUUUCACACCAUAAUGGUGCGCCAUCGCCAUUUCAGCGUUCUGUCUCCUCUCAGUCUAUGAACGCUCAGGUCCCCAGACAAACACCUCAACGAUUUCCUUCUGUGAAUGGGGUCGCAUUGCCACACUCUGUGCCCUCUCAAUCCAUCAAAUCCGAAUACCCUAGAAACAGUCCUUUGCGAACGCCCAUUUCAAGACCAAGACCACUACAUCGCUUGCCAUCGUCAAAUUCGACCGAGGCUGGGUUCGGUCGCUCUCAAAACACUAGCGAAGGGAUUGAGAUCAUUGAUCUUUGCGACUCUGAUUCCGAUCCAGACAUCCAGGAGAUGGCGGCAUACCCAAGCCGCAAUCACCUUACAACCCCGAUGUUCACACCGAGACACAAUCAACAUGCCAGUCGCUUCACUCCUUCGCGGCAGGCAUAUGGCACAGGAGCCUCUCGGAUGAUGGGUGGACAGUCCAUCUACAACUCCUUGCAGGGCACCGUAGACAACCCGCUGUCGAUUGACGAGUACGAGGACUUUUUUCAGAUUGUUGAGAAUCCUGCGGCACAUGGAGACCGUCAGCGGGGCGGUCCUUCGACUGCUGCUAUUUUCCAAGGUGGCAUUAUGGGUCCCAAUCCGUUCACUAACUCGAUAGGUGGCGAUGUAAUGGGCCAAAUGCCCGUCUUUUACCCUAAUCAUGCGAUCCCCGACACCAUGCUCGAUCGUCAACGGGAGUGGCUCGACCGCUACGGUGGAUAUGGGCAAUACAGCCAGCGAGCGACCGGCGAGGCUGUGAAACAACUGCUAGGCAAUAUUCGCCCGGAUGAGGAUGUCCCCCCUGAGCGUCGUCUUGCGACUCCCGAAGGCAUGGCUGUCCAACUGAUGGAACACCAAAAACUGGGAGUCGCCUGGAUGAAGAAAAUGGAGGAAGGAUCUAACAAGGGCAGUGUCCUUGCUGAUGAGAUGGGCCUCGGCAAGACUGUCCAGGCUUUGUCCUUGAUUGUUUCAAGGCCUGCCGAAGAUCCUAUGAGGAAGACAACCCUUGUCAUCGCACCCGUUGCUUUGAUGCGGCAGUGGGAACGGGAAAUCAAGACGAAGGUCAAGGGUGGCAGUCAUGCUUUGUCUGUCAUGACAUACCAUGGAUCGAAGAAGAAGUCCUUUAGAGAUCUUCGGGCGUUUGACAUUAUCCUUACGUCUUACGGAACGGUGGCGUCGGAGUUUACCAAGAAGGAAAAGAUCAGGGAAUUCGAGGCUCGCGAUGCUGAUGAACUUGAGGGGGCUCCACCAAGGCCGAAGAAUACGGACUACCCGCUGCUGGGAGCAGAUUCACUAUGGUACAGAAUCAUCCUCGACGAAGCUCACAACAUUAGGAACAAGGAAACGAAGACUUCAAAGGCUUGUUGCGAGUUGAAGGCUAUUCAUCGACUGUGCAUGACUGGCACGCCGAUGAUGAACAGGACCGACGAACUGUACGGGCUUGUCAGGUUCCUUCGGAUUCAACCCUACUGCGAAUGGGGCAACUUCAGGGCUGAUAUCAAAACUUCACUUGAGAAGGGAAGCAAGUCGAUAAGAGAGGAUGGCAUGCGCAAGCUCCAGGCUUUGCUGAAGGCCAUUCUUCUUCGUCGCACCCAAGAGUCCAAGAUAGACGGUAAAGUCAUUUUCGAGCUGCCCCCGAAGACCAUCACUAUGGAACACGUUGUCUUCGACGAGGAUCAAGACGAGUUUUACAGGGCACUCGAAAGCAAGACACAGCUCAAGUUCAACAAGUAUCUCAAAGCAGGUACUGUUGGCAAGUCGUACUCGCACAUUUUGGUCUUGCUGCUUCGUCUCCGCCAGGCAUGCUGUCAUCCUCACCUUCUUAAGGACUUCGCCGAGCCGGCAGCAGGUCUCACCGAUGAGGAGCUACUCGACUUUGCCAUGCAGCUAGGUGAGGAUGUUGUUGCACGUAUAAAGGCGGAGGAGGGCGCGUUCAGCUGCCCGAUUUGCCUCGAUGGCGUUGAAAACCCAGCCAUUUUCCUCCCUUGCGGCCACAACGCCUGCAGUGAGUGCUUUGCACGGAUCACUUCCGAUUCUUCGCGGGGCGAGGAAGGUUAUAAGUGUCCCAACUGCCGUGGGAAGCUAGACCCUAAGAGGAUCACCGAUUACAACUCCUUCAAGAAGGUUCACAUGCCAGACGCCCCCGAAGACGAAGAUGGACCGUUCGCCAAGGAGGAAGCGUACGCCAGCAGCGAUUCAGAGAGUGAUGCGGAUGAAGAGGAUGAUCUCGAUGGAUUUAUUGUGCCAGACGAUGAAGUCGAGGGUUCUGGCUCGGAUCCCUCGAAGCAGAAGCCCAAGAAGUCGAAGGGAAAGGAAAGAAGAGCGGACCGGCCGCCCAAGCAGAAAAAGACACUUGCACAGCUUCGCAGGGAGGCUCACAGGAACAUUGCUGCCAAACGUCGCUACUUCAACCGGCUGUGCAAGGACUGGGUCACCAGCGCUAAGGUGGACCGCACAAUGGGACUGCUGCGCAGCAUCCAGACCAACGACCCCACUGAGAAGACGCUCGUCUUCUCUCAGUUCACCAGCCUGCUUGAUAUUGUCGAAGUGCCUUUGGCUCGAGAGGAGAUUGAGUACUGCCGUCUUGAUGGGAGCAUGUCUGUCGACCUGCGUAACGACUCCGUGAACAGGUUCAUCGAUUCGCCUUCCUGCAACGUCAUGCUCGUUUCACUCAAGGCUGGCAAUGCUGGUCUGAACCUUAAUGCUGCCUCGCAAGUCAUCAUCCUGGAUCCCUUCUGGAAUCCUUACGUUGAGUAUCAGGCCAUUGGCCGUGCUCACCGCCUCGGGCAGACACGGCCUGUCACGGUGAGCCGCAUUUUGGUGAAAAAGAUGGGAUCUGAAGACCAGCACCAUACGGUCGAAGAUCGCAUCAUGGCUCUCCAGCAGAAGAAGGAGCACCUGAUCACACAGGCUUUGGAUGAGGAAGCCGGGAAGUCCCUCUCGAAGCUGACUAUCCAGGAUUUGGCCUUCCUUUUCGGAGUGCGUGCCCCAGCGGGUUAG